This is a messenger RNA of Puccinia graminis f. sp. tritici CRL 75-36-700-3, 2418 nucleotides long. Its product is annotated as signal recognition particle subunit SRP54. The transcript has 11 exons. Gene Ontology annotation, cellular component: signal recognition particle, endoplasmic reticulum targeting; cytosol. The coding region runs from base 151 to 2058 and encodes 635 amino acids. Gene Ontology annotation, biological process: SRP-dependent cotranslational protein targeting to membrane, translocation; SRP-dependent cotranslational protein targeting to membrane. Gene Ontology annotation, molecular function: ATP hydrolysis activity; GTP binding; 7S RNA binding. Lineage: Eukaryota; Fungi; Basidiomycota; Pucciniomycetes; Pucciniales; Pucciniaceae. The record is from RefSeq and is a predicted model, not a curated record.
GGGGCAGCUUUAGUGCCACUGGUGCACAAACACAGACUUCUAUGUAAGGACACCACAGCAAAACCACUUUCUAAGGACGAACAACACAACUCAAAAUACCAUUUGAUCGAAACCGACGGACAAAUUCAAGCCCAGUUCAACUCACCCAAGAUGGUAUUAGCAGACUUAGGGAAGAAGAUUAAUGCUGCCUUCAGUGAGCUCCAGCGUACACCUCUGAUUGACGACAAGGCUCUGGAUCUUCUCUUGAAAGGAAUCUCUGCUGCCUUAUUAUCCUCAGAUGUCAACGUGACCCUGGUCGCCAACCUCCGGAAUCGGGUCAAAUCGAAACUGUCACCUCAGCUGGAAAAGCUCAUCCAAUCACCUGCCAAGCAAAAACAAUUGGUCCAUAAAACCGUCUUCGAUGAGCUCGUUGCCCUCGUCAGUCCGACUGGAUCUGCUUCGGAUCAUGCAUCUUCCUCGAGUCGAACUACCGAAUACACACCCUGGCAGCCUAAGAAAGGGAAACCAAACGUCAUAAUGUUCGUGGGUCUUCAGGGGAGUGGAAAGACAACGAGUUGUACAAAGCUGGCCGUGUACUAUCGGCGCAAAGGAUUUAAAACUGCGCUAGUUUGUGCGGAUACGUUCAGGGCAGGUGCAUUCGAUCAAUUAAAACAGAAUGCCACCAAAGCGAAAAUUCCGUUCUAUGGAUCUCAUACCGAGACAGAUCCUAUAGCAAUCUCUACGGCCGGUGUGACCAGAUUUAAACGCGAGCGGUUCGAAGUCAUCAUCGUUGACACCUCGGGGCGCCAUCGCCAAGAAACUGAAUUGUUUGAGGAAAUGAAGCAAAUCUCGGCGGGCGUGACUCCCAAUUUGACUAUCAUGGUUCUCGACGGUGCUAUCGGGCAAGCUGCAGAAGCACAGACACGUGCAUUUAAGGAGGCUGCUGACUUUGGGGCCAUUAUUGUAACUAAGAUGGAUGGUCACGCAAAAGGAGGUGGUGCAAUUUCUGCUGUAGCAGCAGCUCAAACUCCGAUCAUGUUUAUUGGUACAGGCGAACAUCUCCAUGAUUUAGAACGAUUUGCUCCUGAACCAUUUAUCAGCAAGCUCCUUGGCAUGGGCGAUAUCGGGGAAUUCUUGGAAACUAUGCAGGACCUUCAAUCAGCUACGCCCAGCCAAAAUCGAGAAGAAAUGAGACAAAGAAUUGAGCGAGGAGUAUUUACAAUCAGGGAUCUCCGAGACCAAAUGUCAAACUUGACACAAAUGGGCUCGAUCAGCAAGAUUGCAUCAAUGAUACCGGGAAUGUCCAACAUGAUGGCUGGAUUGGGCGGAGAUGGUGAUGAAAUGUCUCAAAAGAUGAAACGAAUGGUUUUUAUUUUCGAUGCAAUGUCCCCGCAAGAGCUAGAUUCGGAUGGGAGUAUUUUCCGGAAGAAACGACGCACGGGAGACAAUACUCGUCAACUUGCGGACGGUGAACCGCGAGAGCCCCAUCCACGAGUGCUCAGAAUAGCCAGAGGGAGUGGGACGAGCGUUGAUGAGGUGGAAGGGAUGUUGGCGCAGCAUGCGAUGUUUGCUACGAUGGUCAAGGGCGCUGGUGGGAAGCGGAAAUGGGAACAGCAGCAGGCUUUGAAGCAGGCUCAACAGCAGUCCAAGGCAAUGAUGGGGGGCAGUCGGGGUGGAAAGGUAAAACAGCAGCAGGUGACGAUCGAGCAAUUGGUCAAGAUGGCACCAGCCCAGCGCUCACAGGUUCUCCGUCAGGCCCCAGCAAGCGUGCGCAAGCAGAUCGAGGAUGCAGGUGGAGUGGAUGCGUUCUAUGCAUUAUCUCAGGCAGCACAAAGGACAGGAGGCCAACCAUCAGCAGCCGCCCGGGCGCGACGAGCGGCAGCGGCGAUGGGCGGAGCAGGAGGCGGUGCUGGCGGGGGCGGGUUAGGAUCUUUAUUGGGCGGUCUCGGCGGUCUCGGCGGCCUCGCUGGGGGUCAGAUGCCCGACCCUGAGGUGAUGAGGAAGAUGAUGGAACAGAUGGGCAUGGGCGAUCUCGGCUCAAUGUUUGGUGCCGGUGGCCCCGGCCCCGGCAAUUAUUAAACUACAUCCCAUCACCAACCUUCUCGUUUCCCUUGGCUUACUCGCCAUUUGUUUUCCAAUCUCCUAUCGGUCGUCGCAAUACUCAUUCCUAUCCCUACCCUGCUCCACCAACCAAAUAUACUAUGUGUGAUGGCAAAACACCAAAAAAAAAAAUCCACACAUAUAGAUUUUGUAUAAUUUAUUUACAUCACUGCACAUUCUAAAUUUUCUUGUUAACCAAACAAGGCUCACGCUACCCGAGUAAUAUGCAAGCUCCACUCCAGCGACAUUGGACCAUUGGCUAGGGUAAACGUACAUAUAUAUUUGUUGUCCUUUGGGAUCUGAGACCUGAACCCUCUGCGUGAUGAAAAUGGGCUUGGG